Molecule: messenger RNA, 4740 nt
Organism: Diorhabda carinulata
Lineage: Eukaryota; Metazoa; Arthropoda; Insecta; Coleoptera; Chrysomelidae
Product: UPF0047 protein YjbQ
Exons: 3
Coding region: 258-770 (170 amino acids)
Source: RefSeq, a predicted model, not a curated record
GACAACAGCGCAUGAACUGACAGAAACUUGAAACGAACUGCUGUCUUCUGAUAACCGCUCGUACUGCGGCAAGAUCCUGUAACCUUUUUUUUAUUGAGACUGUUAAAUAAUUAAAAAAUCACUUAUGAUUUGCUCAUGAUAAUAAUGAUUUUUCUGCGAUAUAAGUGUGUAUUAGUAGUGUUUGUUUGUUGUGAUUGCCUGUAAGUACAAUAUAAACCAGCAAACUGGCGAGCGACAGUGGUGAUAGCAAGUCAAACAUGGCUUCUUCAGCACGAUUUAUACAAAGUCCCACCGCAUGGUGUCAGCGGAAAGUGAAUUUAAGACCGCAACAUCGGGGUGUACAUUUGGUAACAGAAGAAAUUUUAAGGCAGUUACCAGAAUUAAAUUCAUUUGUCAUUGGGUUGUGUCACAUUCAAAUACUACAUACUAGUGCAAGUUUAGCCUUGAAUGAAAGUUGGGAUCCAGAUGUAAGGGAUGAUAUGGAAAUGAUGCUAAAUAAAAUUGUUCCUGAGGGUUUACCAUACAGACAUUCUUGUGAAGGUCCUGAUGAUAUGCCUGCUCAUGUAAAAGCAUGCUUUCUCGGCUCCAACCUAACGAUACCAAUAACAGAGGGUAAAUUAAACCUUGGCACAUGGCAGGGCAUCUGGCUGUGCGAACAUCGGGACCACGCGGGCUCUCGAAAAUUGAUGGUCACUUUAAAUGGUUGCCUACGAGACAACGCCUGUACUCCUUUGUCCCCAGUGAGCCCGAUGGCAAGCACCAGCAGUUAGGGAAAGCACUCGGGACAUUCGCUGUCCAAGCACUGAUUGUCCCGAGUUAUAAAACUUAAAAUAUUAAAUUCACAUUUAGUGAACUCACACAGACUUGAAAUAAAUAAAAUAUUACGACAAUAUGUACAUAGUUGUACAUUGUAAUAUACUGUUUUCUUUUUAUAUAGAUAAGUGGGGUUAACAAUUAUUUUUACGUGGAACAGUGUUUUGAUUCUAACAUGAAUUAUCAGUAGCCGCACCUACAAUUAUUAAACAGUGCUUUCAGUUGAAAAAUUGUAGUUGUCAUUAACCUGAUAUUUAAAUCGUUUUUUGAUUGUUUAAUUGAAGUGGAAAUAAUAUAUAUGCCUGCCUCAAUCUAUUUCUUGAUUUAUACAGACUUUUCAUCUUUUAUCAUUUUUAUAUAAUAAAACUGUUAUCUGUAUUGAUUUAGUAAUUACUAGGUAUUAAUUUGAGUGUUUACUAUAAUGUUCACUUUCAAAAUGUGUAACAAAAUUUUGUUAAUUCACCUAACCUUGACAUAGAAUGAACUUGUUUUGUAAUGAUACUAUGUCCUAACAAUCUGUCAGGAAUGGUGAAUCAAGUAUAGCUAAGUUCUAAUUGGAAGCACGGUUUUCAAUAAUUUGAAAGCAAAUUUUGUUAAAUGCAUAUUCUGUAUUUGAUUUUAGUUUACUUAAUUUUGUCAUUGAUUCUAAAAUUUACAUUGUGUUUAAUGUACUUUUCAAUGACUUAUACAAAAUAUUUUUAUUUCAUAAUUGUUUCUCUAUUCACAUGGUUUAAUGUAUAUAGUAACUUAGUCUGUGACAGGGAGUAUUCAAUUUUAGUAUUUAAUUGAUUUUUAUUUAUGAAUUUUAUUGAUUUAGCUCAAUAUGUUCUUCAAAAAUAAUAUAAUUUAUUUUUCCAAGUGGGGAUAAUUUUUUAAAUUGUCAUGUUUUCAACUAGAAGGAGUUUUAUGACAAUUCUUUAAAUAUAAAACUCUAUAUUACUAGGAUGUGUUUGUCUGGAGCUCCUUGUCAUGUAUUUUCAUGUUGUAUGCAUGUUAUUCAAUAUAUUGAAUUUUAACUAAUUUACCAUUGGAGACCUUCAUAGAGGAUACACCAUUUAAUACUACAACAACAACACGCACAAUUAGGAUCGGAAUUAUAAAGUCUAGUUGACCGAAGGUUGAGAUUCAACUGUUAUUUGAAGCGGAAUUUACGUAUUAUAAAUGUUAACCAGGGAUUGAAUGGGUGGUUGAUUGUCGGUUGGAUCGACCAUAACGAAAGUUCAGUUUGAAGUGUAAUGAUGAUUCAUCUGAUACUCCGAUUACUCUUUUUUAUUUGUAAUUCAGCUUUUAAAAUUUAUAUAAUAUUGAAAUUACACGUGGAGACUUCAAACAACAAUAUACUUCAACCUUUAACUGACACACUCUCCACUGCAAAUGUCAGUUCACUUGGAAUUAGUUGGUUAAAAUUUUUCAGCAAAAACUACGGUUGGCUAACGGAUUGUUAUAAGGCUGUAUUUACAUAUGGGCUGAAUGGGCUAUAGUUCAGGGUGACAGAAUUCAGGAAGUAGCAAAUUUUGGUUAGUGGUUAGGCAAAUGCUACAAUUUUUGUAUGACAUAUAUGAUUGGAUACAUGCCUUUUUUUAUUUAUUAGUCUGAUGUUUGUGUUUUUAUGUACAUUCGUGAUAUUCCAUUUUAAUAUUUAAGUUAUUGUGCAAUUCCUCUUUUUUGACUUUCUUCUUAUGCUUUCUGAUUCGUCAAUUGAUUAAUAUUAAUAUUUUAUGGUAAAAACUAUAUCACAAACUAAUUUUCUGAACAAAAUUAACGCACUACUUUAAUUAAUCUAAAUAUUCACAAUAUAAACACAAAAUGAAAUUAAGUUCCAUUGAAAGAAUAAUUAAAACACAAAAUAUAACUAAGUUACAUUGGUAUAAUAAUGAAAACCUACAAAUUAAUCGAAUAUGACCUUAGCAUAACUUCAAUUUCCCUUUUUUUUUCAUAAAAGUUUGUUUUUGCUGGAAAUGCAUAAUGAGCUAUUAUACUUCCAAACUGACAAAAAAUUAAAAAAAAAAUCAAUAAAAGACAAUAAAUGCAUGUGGGUCAACCCCAAGUAAUCCCUCUUCUACUUCUAAUCACUGCAUUAUUGUGUCGCGACAUGAUUGAUAUGUUGCCGCCGAGACGAGAGAUUCUCGCCUCUCGUCUUGUCGAGAGAAGGCGAGACGAGACGAGUGACCCAUUUUCUCUCGUCUGACGAGACGAGAAAAGUACCCUCUCUCGUCGAGAUAUUCUCGUCUCUCUCGAGCAAAAAACGUUAUUUUUUUGAGAUUUUUGAAAUCUUCCCAAAUUCUUUGCAAAAAUAUAUACAAUGUUUAUAUUUGGAUCAACGGUUUUAGAGUUAUUCGACUGCAAACCUAUUAUUAUUAUGCCGUUGGAUAAAAUUAUUUGUAGUCAAAUAACUCGUUACAGGCAUACAUUUUUGAAAUUAUCACAAUAAAAAUGUUUGUGUAUUUACUAAUCGCGUUGUAAAAUUGUUUUCAAUUCUUGAGAUACGGGUGAUUUGUUAAAAACCUCUAAAAUUAAUUCCUUUCAACUUGAAAGGUUUUAAUUUUAGAACAACGUUCUUGAAAAAAAAAUCUUUGUAUUCUAUUAAUUUUUGUAAACUAUCGUUACCUUUUUUAUAUCACUUAUAAGUCUCCGAGAUAUCAUGGUCAACUUCAUGUUUUUAAAUACGGACCAAGAUUUUUUCAUAUUAAUUUUUGAGUACAUAAUAUUACCUAUUACCUCAAAUACAAUGAUGUACGUUUCGACACAAAUUAUACAUUAUCUGGAAAUUUUUUAAAAUAUUCUCAGUAGGCUUAUGGCUUUUAUAAAUAUUAUCUCAAUUUUUGCUUGAGAUAGAAUGAAAUUGAGGUAGAAAACAGAAAAAAUAUAAUACUUGAAGCAACCAUAGGCGUAGGUACUAAAAAUAUUUCUAAAAAUUUCCUGAUUAUCUAUAAUUUGUGUUGAAACGUACAUCAUUGUAGUUGCACACUCAAAUGACCACACUGUAUAAAUGCGAAAUAAGAAUACAGUGAAAAAUGCAAUCUUUUCAAAAAUAAUAAAACGCCAAAUUUAAUAAUUAAUUUUUAUCUAAACAGCCAGAAAAAAUAUUGCAACAGUUAACAUAAAGUUUACCAAUGAACUAAAGAAUAUAUUACAGAUAGGUACCUAGAUGCAAAAAAGGUUGAUGUAAUGAUGUAUAAAAAGUAACUUAGGCUGGAAAAAAACAUUUAUUACCUUAUUACCCAUAUUAUUAAUUAAUACUUAUACAUAUAUUAGGAACACUAAAAACUUGGAAAUUUAAAAUAAUCAUUUUUUAACAAAUAUAUUUUUCUCAAGGUUACACGAAUAUCAAGAGUUUAAACAUAACAAUAUUCUCGCUGACUCUGCUAUAAGACGGCUUCUAUGUUUUCUUAUGACGACUCCAGCUUUUGAAAACAGUCUUUCAGCAGGAACACUGGUAGCAGGUAUGGCUAAUAUAUCACUAGCCAUUCUAGCAAGAUCUGGAAAUAUUUCCUCAUGAUCACCCCACCAUUUCAAAAUAUUGGUAUCUCGGCCAGCUCUAUCUCCGUCUAUAUAUUUUUGAAAUUCGGCUCUUGUUACCUCUCUAUUGUUGAUGUUAAUGCUCAGUUUUUUAUAUAAGCCAGCCAUAAAUUCGUCACUAUUUGAAGAUGAAUACUUCUCUGUUUAUGUUUCCGUCGCAGUGGCGCUAGUAGCAGUUGGUUUUACGUAAAAUGAAUAGAAGAUUUCGUCAAAGAUUUCUUCAAAGAUCCUUCUUUAAUUUGUCUUCCCCACGGGGUCAAAUUAAAUGUCUCUAUUUUGUGCCUUUGAUCUAAUACUAACGCCGGACAAUAAACCCAUUUCGUUUUAUCAUAAUGCUUCAGCAUUUUGUCUCUCCCUGCUUGAAAUGCUUCUAUUAAGGUGUUUUCCACAUCUGUGGCUUCUAUAUCA